AUGCAGUUUGCAAACUCAUUAAACGGGAACGAUGCAGUAGAGGGGUUUGUUUGUAGCACCUCGUGCGCCUGCGCCUGCUCCACCCCCUUGCCAGUAGCCGCUGUGAAGCCCACAAACAGCGGCGGGGGCGGCGCUGCUGCUGCUGCUGCAUUUGGGUCGUUCCCACCGAGCCAAUCGCAGGUGUCCAGGAAUGUGGUGAGGACGGCAGAGCGGGGGAGAGAAGGGGGGGAGGAGGAGGAGGAGGAGGAGGAAGAGGAGGAGGAGGAGGAGGAGGAGGAGGAGGAGGAGGAGGAGGAGGAGGAGGAGGAGGAGGAGGAGGAGGAGGAGGAGGAGGAGGAGGAGGAGCAGCAGCGAGGCAACAGAGGGAAACCAAGGAAGCGAGGGAAGCAAGGGGUGGGGCGAGGGGACGGGCGGGGAGGGGAGGAGGGUGGGGAGGAGGGAGGGGAGGAGGAGGAAGAAGAGGAGGAGGAGGAGGAGGGUGGGGCGGGGGAGAGCCAGACGGUGAGCUGGGAGGAGGAGGCGUUGUACUGGAUGGUGGCGAGGAGGGUUUGA
Messenger RNA from Closterium sp. Naga37s-1, 552 nucleotides. The record is from the annotation of a GenBank genome assembly. NCBI's taxonomy places the organism in Eukaryota, Viridiplantae, Streptophyta, Zygnematophyceae, Desmidiales, Closteriaceae.